AUGUUUUCAUCAUAUGUAAUUAAUCGAAAAUUGAAAACAGAGUCUAACAAAUUUACAUAGCCUAUAACAAAGACAAAGGAUUUACAAAAAUCCUAUGAACAUAAGAAUUAUUCCUUUGAAUAUCCCACUGACUAUGAUUAAUUACCAAAAAAACUUAGAUGUCAAUCAACUUAUUCAAAACUAUGUGGUUUCAGAUCUCAUAAAUAUCAAUUAUUUCAUGAUAUAGUAUCUGAAUUUGCAGAACAUAAAAAAUAAAGAUUAGCUAAUGUGAUAAUACACAAUUUAAGUAAUCACUAUUCUAUUAAGAAUGUUUAGAAAAAUCAAAUCUACCAUCCCAAGGUUCAUCUCGUAACUUAUUUUCAAAGAGUGGACCCAAUUUAAAUCAUAAUUAUAGUUAGUUUAUGAAAAAAGUUAAAGAUUUCAAAAUUGCUGAAUAGAACCUUGUUUAAUAAACUCCCAGGUAUUCAUUUUCAAUUUCAAUUCAGUACAAUCCAAGAUAAUAUACCUCUUACUAGAUAGCCUUCACUUGAAUAAGUAUUUGAUACUAAAUAAACAAUCACUCUAAGUUGCUCAAGAAAAUAAAGUCCAAAAAUACUGUUCAGUAAAUACAUAAAUAUUUUAGAACCUUAAUAAUUUAUAUUAAAAUCUAAGUUCAAAAAAAACAAUGCCCUUGAAAAAAUAUUGACUGAAGCCAGAAAUUAAAUCAAAACUUCCCAAUCUCCUAGAUCUGUCAUUGUAAGUCAACACAAAAAAACCAAAUCUCAACCAAUCAAUGUUUAUACUGAAUAAAACAAACUCUUAUAAAGAGCCAUACUAAAAACUAAGUUGAAUUCUAAUUAAUGA
Messenger RNA from Paramecium sonneborni, 843 nucleotides. The record is from the annotation of a GenBank genome assembly. Lineage: Eukaryota; Ciliophora; Oligohymenophorea; Peniculida; Parameciidae.